CAAAACCCGGCCGGGGAUUAUGUCUUUUCCCCGCGCUUGAAUAGCUGCUUGCAGGACUGACAGAUCAGCUGUAAACGCUGUCGCUUCUGGUUUGUUCGUGUCUUUAACCUUCAGUUGAACGAGAACCAGCCUGUUUGUGAAGGCAACAUGGCGAGUCGAAAGCGACCGAUAGAGCCGGGUUCGAGCCCAGAAGAAGAGUUCAAAACCCCGGAGAAGAAAGUGUCGGCGGUCCGGCUACACUCCGACUUCAUGGGCUGGGGAGUGGAGGAAGCAUGCAMGUAUCUGCGGAAGGAAGGUCUUGGUGAAUGGGAGAGUGCAUUUAGAGCACAAAAAAUAACAGGGAUUGGGCUGCGGUAUUUGACUGAUGCAGACCUUGAGAAAAUUGGCAUAAAGUGUCUGGGUGACCGUCUGCGGAUCUUGCACAGCCUCAGGAAGUUGUGGCACAUUGAAGCUGAACCAAACAAGGUGUUCAACGACCCCAUCCACGGCCAUGUGGAGCUGCACCCCCUCCUCAUCAAAUUCAUCGACACGCCUCAGUUUCAGAGACUGCGAAACAUCAAGCAGCUCGGGGGGACGUACUAUGUUUUCCCUGGAGCGUCCCACAAUCGUUUUGAACACAGCAUUGGGGUUGGGUACUUGGCUGGAAAACUUGUUCAAGCUCUGAAUGAGCGGCAGCCGGAACUGCUCAUCUCUCAUAGGGACGUCCUGUGUGUUCAGAUCGCUGGACUCUGUCAUGACCUGGGACACGGACCAUUCUCUCACAUGUUUGAUGGCAUGUUUAUGCCCAAAGCACGUCCAUCGAAGAGCUGGAAGCACGAGACCGCCUCUCUGGCCAUGUUCGACUACCUGGUGGAGGACAACAAUCUGAAGCCAGUCAUGGAGGAGCACGGCCUGCUGCUGCCCCAGGACCUGGACUUCAUCAAAGAGCAGAUUGCUGGACCCCUGAACACUAAUUCAGGUCGAGGACAGGAGUGGCCGUACAAAGGCCGUCCUGCAGACAAGUCCUUCCUGUAUGAGAUUGUAGCCAACAAAAGGAACGGCAUCGAUGUCGAUAAGUGGGACUAUUUUGCCAGGGACUGUUACCAUUUAGGUAUCCAGAAUAAUUUUGAUUAUCAUCGCUUCCUGAAGUUUGCCAGAGUGUGUGAGGUUGAUGGGCAGAAGCAGAUCUGCACUAGAGACAAGGAGGUGGGCAAUCUAUAUGACAUGUUCCACACAAGAAACUGUCUGCACCGGAGAGCGUACCAGCACAAAGUGGGCAACAUCAUCGAGCACAUGAUCACAGAGGCCUUUUUAAAAGCAGAUAAACACAUCCAGAUUGAAGGUUCUGAUGGGAAGAUGUUCACUCUGUCCACAGCUAUAGAUGAUAUGGUUGCCUACACCAAACUGACAGAUAAUGUGUUUGAACAAAUCCUAAACUCCUCAUCUCCGGAGCUUGAGGAAGCGAGGAAGAUACUGCACAACAUACUGCGCCGAAACCUCUACAAGUGUCUGGGUCAAACUCAGCCUGACAAGGCCUUGAAAGUCACUCAGGAAUUGAUUCACAGUUGGGAGUUAGAGUUUGCUCAAACCAUCACUCAGGGCAUCACCCAAGGUGUCAAGCUGCAGCCUGAGGACUUUUUAGUCAGUGUAAUUGUUUUGGAUUAUGGGAUGAAGGAAAAGGACCCCAUCAACAAUGUGCGUUUCUACUGCAAAGAAGACCCAACCAAAGCCAUCCAGAUACGCAAAAACCAGGUGUCCAAACUGCUUCCAGAGCAGUUUGUUGAGCAGCUGAUCCGGGUUUACUACAAGAAGAAGGAUGAAAAGUGUCUGGAGGCCGCGAAGAAGCAGUUCAUUCAGUGGUGCAUGAAUAAAAACUUCACAAAGCCUCAGGAUGGAGAUGUGAUCGCGCCUGAGCUGACGCCUCUGAAAGCCAACUGGCACAACAACAACGAAGGGGAGGGCAGUGAUGGCAAAUCCAAACAGACUAACUGUGCUCUUGUUAAUGGACAUGUGCCAGCUAAAACGCAGCUUCAGUUUUAGGAAAAGGGGGGGAUAAAAUUGUUGUUGCUCAUAAAAACCAAAAAACAUGUUAAGCUAAAAUCUAUACUUUUCUACGAGGUGAGUGUGUAAAACACAGCAAAUAGUUUUUUCAACUUAAAAGUCCUAUUAAAAUAAAGGAUCAGUCAUAUCAUAUAUCAUUUUGUUAUUUUAAUCAUGUUUUAUUUUAGGUAUAUUGAAAGUCAUUAUGCAGUUCAUGUUUUAAUAGCUUUCUUUGUUACAGUUGAUGUGUUUCUGUUACAUUUCAACAAGAGUUCAUUUUGGGCUUUUUGAUUGAAAUUUCAGAUUUGAGGUUCUCUUGGUUUUAUUUAUUUAUCUUUGUUAGUUAUGGUGAAACCUGUAUGUUUGGUGCUUUUAUUUAAUUUUCAUCCGGUUUGUAACUCUUCCUUGUUGCUGUGUUCACCUUGCACGUCUGAAAACUUUGUAGCUAAAACUUAUUAUGACCUCCAUCAAACAUUUGCUAUUUGUAUUAAAAAAAAGUCAAAUGAAUGUAACUUGUGAAAAAAACUGGAAAAAUAAAAUGUAGGACAGCA
Molecule: messenger RNA, 2570 nt
Organism: Austrofundulus limnaeus
Lineage: Eukaryota; Metazoa; Chordata; Actinopteri; Cyprinodontiformes; Rivulidae
Gene: samhd1a
Product: SAM domain and HD domain 1
Exons: 16
Coding region: 148-2019 (623 amino acids)
Biological process (GO): defense response to virus; regulation of innate immune response; dGTP catabolic process
Cellular component (GO): nucleus
Molecular function (GO): dGTPase activity; protein binding
Source: RefSeq, a predicted model, not a curated record